This is a messenger RNA of Sphaerulina musiva SO2202, 978 nucleotides long. Its product is annotated as oxidoreductase. The transcript has 4 exons. NCBI's taxonomy places the organism in Eukaryota, Fungi, Ascomycota, Dothideomycetes, Mycosphaerellales, Mycosphaerellaceae. Bases 148 to 894 code for a protein of 248 amino acids. The record is from RefSeq and is a predicted model, not a curated record.
GUAUUCGCAAGGUACAUAGUUGUCCAUUGAAAACGUACCUGACUCCAAUGAGUUUUCACACAAAAGUCACCCAACCUCUGCAGCAAUAAUACCAACGAAUCCUACAUCUCCAACAUCAACCGCAGCAGCAGCAGCACAUCUCAAACCAUGCCCGGCCGUCUCGAAGGAAAAGUCGCCAUCGUGACUGGUGGUGGAGGAGGAUUUGGCAAGGGAAUUGCGCAGAAAUUUCUCCAAGAAGGCGCUAAAGUCAUUAUUGCAGAUUUUGUCGAAGACAUUGGACAAAAGACUGCAGAUGAAUUGAAGUGCGACUUUCAUCGAACGGAUGUUACCAGUAAGGCAGAUUGGGAGGCACUUCGCGAUUUUUGCCACAAGAAGUAUGGCAAGAUUGAUUGUGUGAUUAACAAUGCUGGAUGGACGUACAGGAACAAGUCGACCAACGAAGUCAUCGAUGAGGAAUUCGACAAAGUAUUUGCCGUCAACGUCAAGGCCAUCUUCCACUCGACGAGUGUGCUCGUGCCGUAUCUUCAAAAGCAGGGUACUGGUGGCUCGUUCGUGACCACUGCUUCCACAGCUGGGAUCCGACCUCGCGGCGGACUCACCUGGUACAACGCAUCCAAGGCAGCAGUCAUCAAUGCUUCCAAGAGCAUGGCAGUCGAGUAUGCCAAGGACAACAUUCGCUUCAAUACCGUGUGUCCCGUCGUAGGCCUGGGAACUGGACUGACCGACUCGUUCUUGGGCAAGCCAGAGAACCAAGCCACGUUCAUGGCAACGAUUCCGCUCGGCCGUGGCUCGACUCCUCGUGAUGUGGCGAAUACCUGUGCGUUCCUGGUCAGCGAUGAGGCGGACUUUUUGACGGGAAUCGACGUUCCGGUCGAUGGAGGUCGAUGUGUCUGAGAGUAUUUUCGUUCUUGUGUACCUACAAACCUAAAUGCCUAAUAACGGCGGGUGAAAUUUAGCACAAGUGCAAUGCAGUCAUGC